AUGGUCGACUACGGCACGAACAACGCUUCGAAAGGUCGGACAGCGCCGGCCAACGAUGUGGAAGCUGGCACUCGAGCACAGGCAGACGCUUCAUCACUGCAAGAGUCAAGCUCGCUCCUGGGCAACGGCAGCAAAAGCAAUGCCAAAAGUGCGUCCUCACGACCGCAUGCUUACUGCACUGUCAACGUGAGCAGCGCAUGGGGUGACCUUGCGCUGCUGUUCUGCUAUGUCAUCACGGGACUUCUGGACAGUAGCAGUGUCUACACCUGGGGAAGCUUCGUGUCCAUGCAGACAGGCAAUACCGUCUACCUUGGCUCCGGCAUCGUCGCACCUUCUGACGACAACAAGUGGAUCCGGGCUCUGACGUCAAUCGUCUUCUUCUGCCUCGGCAGCUUCAUCUUCUCCCGCUACCACCGAUACUUUGGCGGCAAGAAGCGAUGGGUCAUUGUCCUGUCCUACACCAUCCAGCUUAUCAUGAUUGUCGUGUCGGCGGUCAUGAUCACACUCAGCCCAGCAGAAGGACUAACACCAAAAGGACCCAUCACAAUGUGGAGCGUCAUUCCCAUCGCGCUCAUAGCUUUCCAAUCAGCUGGCCAAGCAGUCAUGAGCAGGGUGCUACAGCACGGCGGAUUGACGAGCGUGGUCCUGACAUCGAUCUACUGCGAUCUGUUCUCCGACCAGAAGCUGUUCACGGAUCUGACGACGAAUGCUGAGCGGAACAGACGAGCCGCCGCGCCACUUCUACUACUUCUCGGAGCAAUGCUUGGAGGCAUAUGGUCUCAUAGUGAGGUCGGUUUAGCUGGUGCAGCAUGGACAGCAGCAGCGCUGAAGCUAUUCGUGAUUGUAGCGUGGUGUCUGUGGGCAGCGGAGAAAGACGAGAACUCGACAGAGUAA
Messenger RNA from Fulvia fulva, 894 nucleotides. RefSeq lists its product as uncharacterized. The record is from RefSeq and is a predicted model, not a curated record. Lineage: Eukaryota; Fungi; Ascomycota; Dothideomycetes; Mycosphaerellales; Mycosphaerellaceae. Bases 1 to 894 code for a protein of 297 amino acids. The transcript has 2 exons.